Molecule: messenger RNA, 16812 nt
Organism: Lagopus muta (rock ptarmigan)
Lineage: Eukaryota; Metazoa; Chordata; Aves; Galliformes; Phasianidae
Gene: MOK
Product: MOK protein kinase
Biological process (GO): intracellular signal transduction; protein phosphorylation
Cellular component (GO): nucleus; cytoplasm
Molecular function (GO): protein serine/threonine kinase activity; ATP binding
Source: RefSeq, a predicted model, not a curated record
GGCGGCCUCGAGGGGGCAAAAAGCUGCGGAGGCGCUUCUGGAACCUGAUCGACAUGCGAAGGUAAACGACGACGGCGUGACGUGGAAGGGGGAGAAGCGCGCACGCAGCCUUGAACCGAAACACUACUGUGGGGGGGGGGGAAACGUAACAAAAACAGUAUUACCCUCUGGCCCGUACGGGGAUCGAACCCGCGACCUUGGCGUUAUUAGCACCACGCUCUAACCAACUGAGCUAACCGGCCCGGUGGUGUAAAUCACUUCUCCCUCCGUCCCUAAAGGGAUUUAGCCGCAGUCUCCUAAGUGUGUUCAAUUCCUUGUAGUGGUAUUACGGAUGAAGAGUUCUUUCAACUCGAAAGCACGGGAGAGGGAUGCGCAGAGACCCAGGUGCCACAGAUUCACCUCCCUAGGAAGCAUGGAAAACACUGAGCGCUCAGUGUAUUUUUUGCAGUUUGCAAGCCUGUGCCGCCCGCAGCUCCUUUCAGCAGCAAUUGCUUCGUAUUUCAGGAGCAUCCCUUCAGGGUUUGUCAGAACACCUGCGUUGGAAGAUGCGACCAAAGAACGGAGCGCGGGCGCUACGCUCGGUACGACUCGGUGUGAGCCGGGCGCCCUCAGCGAUGCCAUUCCCACCCACUGCGAGCCAGCGGCGCGCACACCUGUAACGGGCUGCGUUCUACAGCCUGCAGUGGCAGGCGGGAGCCGCUAGGGAUCAGGCGGCCAUCGAAGAUAGAUGCUGGGAUGCAAAGGCGCAGUAGCGCCCGGCACAAACCAGAGCUACAGGUGCGGCAUUCAGCAUCAGGGAACGCCUUUCAGCUAGAAGCAAGGGCUGCGCAGACCGCUCACAGGCUCCCUCCAUCCUGGGAGAACGCCUGAGGAGAAAAAUCAUCCCACAGAGGCGCACAACGCCACACGGAGCAACCCCGCGCCCAGCCGCCGCCCCGCCUCCUCAGCCCUAAGGCGCACGCGCAGAGGGCGGGGCAGCGCCGGCCGCCUCUCGCACUGCGCCUGCGCGAGGCCGAAGCCCGGGGCGGGCGGACGGAGCCUGCGCGGUUGCCAAGGCAACGGGAAUACAACAUGGCGCGCUGAGGGAACGGCUCGGUGGGGCUCGGGGACCCGCAGGCGAGCGCAGGAUGAACAAAUAUAAACCAGUUUGUAAGAUAGGAGAGGGAACGUUUUCUGAUGUCCUGAAGAUGUUGAGUCUUAGAGAUGGAAAGUACUAUGCAUGUAAAUGCAUGAAACAACAUUUUAAAAGUAUUGAACAAGUGAAUAAUCUGAGUGAAAUACAAGCCCUGAGGAGGUUGAGUCCACAUCCUAAUAUCCUUACGUUACAUGAAGUUGUUUUUGAUAAAAAAGCUGGCUGCCUUUCACUGAUAUGUGAACUUAUGGAUAUGAAUAUUUAUGAGCUGAUAAAAGGACGGAGAAAGCCAUUAUCUGAGAAAAUAAAGAACUACAUGUACCAGUUAUGCAAAUCUCUUGAUCACAUACAUAGAAAUGGGAUAUUUCACAGAGAUGUGAAACCAGAAAACAUAUUAAUAAAGCAGAAUACCCUGAAGUUAGCAGAUUUGGGAUCUUGUAGGACGAUAUAUUCUAAGCAGCCAUACACAGAAUAUAUCUCCACACGCUGGUACCGAGCACCUGAAUGCUUGCUUACAAAUGGCUACUAUAGCUACAAAAUGGAUGUAUGGAGUGCUGGCUGUGUUUUCUAUGAAAUCACAAGUUUUCAGCCUCUCUUUCCUGGAUCUAAUGAUCUAGACCACAUUUCAAAAAUCCAUGAUGUGAAAGGCACUCCUGCCAACAGAACUCUCAACAAGUUCAAGCAGUCAGCAAUUUUGAAUUUUCAUUUCCCUUUUAAAAAAGGAAAAGGGAUACCUCCUCCAGUGCACAGUUUAUCUGCUAGAGGAUUAACUCUCCUGUACGCAAUGAUAACAUACGAUCCUGAGGAGAGAAUUGCUGCCCAUCAAGCAUUGCAGCAUCCUUAUUUUCAGGAGCUCUGGGCAGCUGAUACACAAACGUUGGCCACGCACAAAAAAGUAAGAUUACUAGAAAAUACAGUAGGGCAAGUGCCUCUGCAUUUGUGGCAAAUUUCAAAGGGAAGUCAAGGAGAGCAUUCUCUGAGGAAAGCCCAGGAUAAAGCAAAACGUCAGCAUGGAUUUCCUUGUGGAGAGCUACCAAUGUUAAGACCUUCUGGAGCAGCUAACUUGCCUUCCCCUCCUACACCUACUUCGCAGUCAGUUUUUCCUGCAGCUAAGUAAAGUGGUGCAACCUCUGUGCUGCAGUCUGUUAGAUUUAUUGGAUCCAAUAUGGAGGUACAGAUUCUCACUUGCUCAUUAGAGUAUAACAAUAGGCUUUAUGGAGCAUAUUUUAAACUUCUGUUGUUUCUUCAACAGUCUGAGAAACAGAAGACCCUUAAGUCUUCCCUAAAACAUUACCACUUACCUGCUAUAGAACGAAGAGAAGGUUACUGGCCAUUUUAAGGUAUUGAGAGUGUGAAGAAAAACAAGAGUAUGCAGUGAUCACUGUUAGAGAUCCAACAAGAACAACAGUGCUUUAUUUUGUGUUUUUCUGACAAUUGUCAGAAACCUCCCAGAGCUAUAAAGGGCUGCUCACCUAAUGCUUUGUGUUCUGCUACCGAAGAUGAUGGAUGUUUAAUUAAACACUCUGCAUUGGACUUUCUAAAUAUAUAUAUAUUUUUUCCUUUUAGAACCCGACAGAAGAAGGGAUUGGUUAAAAAUAACGAGAGGAUUUGAUGAGGUUCAGUAUUAGGAAUGGAACGUUGUCCACAGAAUACAGGGUUUCAUAUUAAAUAAUAAAUGACUGCUAACUUCUGGAAAGUAUUUACUUCCUGUAUUCAAUGACUUCAACCUCAAGCUUUACCAAGAACUUGCAGAUUAUACAAACAUAUGUUUGAUUUUGAUCAAGUUAGCAUAACUGGUCAACAUUUUUAUAUACCCACCAGUUAAAAGGGUAGAUCAGAGAAAAGGGAGACUUAAACAGCAGAAUGCAAUGGCACAGGUAGGUGCUGUUUCUCCUUUUAGUUGCAAGUCGUACUGAGGAAGGUCAUCUUCCUCCUACUUCUAAGUAGAAAAUAAUUCCUAACCACGAUUAUAUCAGAAGUGAGUGUGAAUACAUGAAGACACGGUGACCAGCUGAGUUAUACUGUCCUGCUGCUGAUAGUCAUCUUUGUUUGUUAGAGGUUCAUACUGUUGAAACCAAACAGGUGGAGAGCUUGAGCGGUAAUAAGGCAAUCCAAUAUUUGUUUGAAUUUCUAGCAUUGGUUUAUAUUUAAAAAAAAUAAUAAAUUAAAAGGUGUGAUGCUGAGCUUAGGAAACGGAAUGAAGGACUGCAGCUCUACAGGCAACAAAGUACAAACAGUAACCUCCAACGUUUUACAUUUUCUGCUCUGAGCUUAACCGGUGGUUUGUGCUUUUUUUCCUCAAGAGCAGAUGGUGAAAAAAGGUUAUCCGACUUUGUAUAUACAGCAGUUUUCUCUCACAUCAGUAUUUGAGGCUGUUGGCCUGUUAGAAUAAAAAAAAAGCAAUUCAGCAGAUUGCUUUUGCUAUGAAAAUUGGGUAUUUCAUAUGAAGCACCACUGUGGAAUGUUUUCUUCAUUUAUUUUAAGCUUUCAGGUGGAUCUUGCACAUUUGGGCACAUACAGCGCUUCAUGGACGUUUAUUUAAUAGCAAGUUCCUUACUAUUCUUCUGGAAACCAAAUAUAGUUCUCUGACUGUUGGACUGGUGGGCAAACUUGGGUUUUCCCACUUGCUUUCUAGUUAAAACACAUUCAACUUUAAAAUAUAAAUUGGCAAGCAAUCCUUCCAGCUAAAGUUCUGCAUUGAGACCAUCUCUUUCAUUAUUUAAUUUGCUUUAACCUACAGCUAUAUUUUCCUACCAUGUUAAGAGCUAUGCUUUUUAUAGAACUCUACAUUAUUUCCAGGUAAGCUGUUUUCUUUUUCUUCUUAAAAUCAGUUUUCCCAUAGUGAAGAAAGGAUGGGGGGUGGAAGGCUUCCAGAUGAUUGCCCGGUGGUAGAGAUACUGCAAAAAACCAGAAGCACACACGGACUCCUUCUUUGCUAUUCAACUAUGAUUUGUAGCAGGACGUGCUCUGCAAACAGGUAUGUAAGUAGCUGCUGUUAUUACCCUGAUGUUGGAUGCUAUGAUCCUUAUGGUACUGUUGUUGGUUUUUUUUCCUACAGCUGGUCCUUUAAAGGCCUUUAUUACAUCUUUUCCUCAGCUGUUUCACUUUGACUCAAACAGUAUGAAGCACUCAUACAAAGAACUCUCCAGGGAGGUAAGUGCAUUAGUUGUCAGUGACAAGGUUUAUCUGUAUUUUAACAGCUAAACCCAAUACGUUAAUAAAACAGAACUUCUGAACAAUAAUGCUGCUCAGUUUCAGUAUUUUCCCCAUUCCUUCUAUUUUAGAAAACCCCAAAUAUGUGAGAGUUGUAAAGUACAGUUCUGUCUUUAAAUGAUGUAGACAAUCCAAAUGCCAGUUUAUAAAUACAGCUGGCACUUCUUUAUGUGCCAGCUGCAUGAUGAGAAUAAGAGAUGUAGUUACAAGCAGCUAUGCAGUUGUUUCUCUCCAGGUUUUCAUUCAUCUCCUGCCUAAAGGUGCCUAAUGGUUACUUGCAAUUAAAAGCAUUCCAACCCAGCUACGUGGCUGGGAGCAGGACGGGCAGUUGGUCGCUGAAUUACGGCCUCAUGCACAGCUCCUGCCUACUGUCAGGCACGCUGCACUCUCAGGCUUGUGGCCUCAGCUCUGCUCUGCUGACCCAAUGCCCAUCUGCAAGACUGGCCAAGAGGCUGCGUGUUUCUGCUCAGCACUGAGAGAUGCCAGGGACACAGGUCAUUGCUGGGGCUUGGGAUGAAACAGCAGCUCUCUUUUUUUCAAUCUUUGCAAGAAAUGCCAAAAAGCAGUUGAAAUGUUCUGUUGCCAGUGACUUAAAUUUGUGUUUAGACAAGCAGCAUUAAACUGUACAAAUGCGUGAGGUGCACUUCCAUAAUAGUUAUCAGUUUAAAACUGUUGAAUUGUAAACGAGAUGCCUCUAAGAGGGAACAACAAGUUGUCUCAAAACCAUGUCUUCUGCAUGCUGACAUCAUUUUAAGUUUGCCAGGUCAGAAGGUGGCUGUCUGCUGGAUUAUUCACUUCUAAACUCCCAGACAAACAGGCAGCAUUACGGGAUUACAGAAUCCUCACCCCACAAAGCUGUCUGCGAGAUUUCCGCUGCCUGAUGUGCUUUGAGAUCAACCAUUGAAGAAUGAGAACGGACCAAAGUUACUUCAUUUUCCUAGUCAAAAUUCAACUAUAUUAAACAUGAAGCAAUGUUCCAGGUGAGAUUUUUUAAAAGGAAUUUGUUCUACAAAGUUUAUAUUAUAUUUCUGUACCAAACAUUUAAUUCGACAAAGGAUUGAUUACAUCAAAACGGAUCAAAUUUGAACAGAAAGUAAACAAAAAUGCAUAUUCAAGAUAGUUUAAUAUGUAUUUUCUGAAUUAGAAAUAUCACUUUCUUAAAUGACUGAGUUUCUAGUGUAAUGAUCCAUUAAUCCCCUCCCCGUCACUGAAUUACAUUAUUUAUACAUAUAUUACAGAGCUGAUUGCAGUUGGAAACAACAAUAUUAAAAUAAAUGUUUAAUAGAUACAAAGGAUCUUCUCUCCACAACAUAGUUUUUCUGGUGUUUAGACACCGAUUUUAAAGUAAUUUUCUAUUAGCAUUAAACUAUUUAAGUGCAAAACAAUUCUGUUUUAAAAAUCUAUGAUUGCAGCAUCCAUCUUCCUGAAUAACAUUUGAAGCCGGAAAGUAAUGACUUUCAUGUUCUAUGAGUGCAUUCCAGGCUGUCCUCUCGCCACCUCUGGUUAAAAAAAUCAGUGCAAAAUAAACAAUGGUGAAGUACUAAUUUAACCAUUGAACUUACUUCAAUUUAAGAAACAUACUUUAUUUUACACUAUAUAUAUUUUUAUUUAUAUAUUUAUAUAUAUAGAUUAAAUUACACUGGACUUCAAAAGUAUAAAGAAAACCAAAAAUGUUACUAUAUUUUUUACCGCAGCACCAAAGGAAGCUUUUUUUUUCAAAUGAAAACUUCCUUGGGUGAGCAGCUAGCAGUAUUAGCUGUAAUAAGAACUCAUUACAUUAUUCCUUUUCAAAUUACUAUGUGAUUCACAUAAUUCCAUGUUUACACUCUGCCACAUUAUAAUUUGUGAUGCUCUUUGCCUGAAGAACGGCUCCUGGUUCCAUUGCCAUUACUUCUUGUCCUGUGUUCAGAGAUUUGCUAGCAGUAGUGUGGUGGCUAUACUACAGUUCCACUUGGAGAAUUGGCCUGGUUUUGGGAUGACAAUAAACCCUGCAAACAAAGCAGUUUACAUUAAUCCAGCAAGAGAACCUGAGAGUACUUUUAUAAAAUUAUUAGCCUGCAGCUAAAAUUAGUACAAUUUAGUUUUACCACCACUUGCUUACUGAAGGUACCAGCACCUCCUUCCCCACAAAAGAACCUCAGCCACUAUGGUAUCAGUCAGCAGCACACAGAAGAGCUUUCAGUACGUCAGGACACGUGUGCGUUUCAGACGCGUGGUGCACAGGAUUCCAGCACUGGGUUUCAGUCUGCCUUGCGCCCCAAAGGUGGUACACCAAAAAGCGAUCGUUUUGGGGUGUCAACAAACGAAUCUGGUUCAGGAGCAGCAAGGUUGACAACUAACCUGAUACAGGAGAACGUUCAGUCUCAUAUGCUAUUGAACAUUACAAGCUUUAAACAGAAAACUAGGUUCUCUAACCAAAUACUGAGUUAUUUAUGUCAUUGUAAGGAGAAGGACACACUGAGUCAGAGUUCAGUGAAAUUUCCCAUUACAACUUGAGCUUGUGUUCAGAACUUAUUUAAUCUGCAGUGCCAUUCUAAUAAGAUGAGACUUUAUUCCAAGUGUAAUUCUGCUCCUGUGUGGCAGCCCUAGCUCAGCAGGGGCUACCGUUCUGAGUUAAGGCAGCCAAACCAGGGGCAAAAGACCCCACUUUCGAUGUAUGUGUAGUAGUCCCUUUUAAUUUAUUCACAUAAAAGGAACCAUACACCAGUUAUUUAGGAAAAGCUUAAUAUCUAAUUACAAUUUCAUUUUCUUGCAUUGUCACUAUUUACUUAAAACUGCCAGCAGACUCACACAAUGGCAGCUAAGCUGGAAGCACACCAGUGACCAUCGCUGUGCCACUUGCACUACACGGUGGGCAUGAUAAAUGCACUUUUACCAAUUCCUCUCAAUAGCUACCAGCUUAGUUUCUUACCUCAAAAAUAAAGUUCCUGUGACUCAUCAAAGCCGACAGGUUUGGGCAGCAGUUAACACACAGUGCAGAAUUAGGUCACAUCUUUAGAAUCUACAGGAGCUCUUUCUUGCUUGGGCUGCAGAACUGAAAAGUCACUACUGAUGGAGAAAUAUCCUGACCACAGACAGGGGUGGAAAGGGGACUGGAUGGGCUGGGUUCAACUCAGAGACGCUGCAUUUUCAGUAAGAAGAAAAAGUUUCAUUAUUAUUAUUUACGGAGUAACGAGAAGGCACACUUUUAAAAGCAAACAAGCUACUGAACACUCCUGACAGUUUUUACCAAGAAAGGUUUCAAAGCAAGGAAGACGAAACACAACUCUACAGUUCGUUUACCAAAGCCUUCUUCAGAAGUCAAUUAUAUCCAGCAACAACUGGAACGUCUGUCUUGCAAGAUUACAUCCACUAAGCAAGUUUCAUGUACCCUGGAAAAAGAUGUCCAAAAAGUAUUAUUGUAAAUCUUCAAUAAGAAAGACAAAUGGUUCAUAUGCAAAUAUGUGCUUUAUAAGCACACAGAAAAUAGUAGGGAUCUUUCAGGAGGAUCAAGCUCAAGCAAAGAGAAAUAAGCACUAUUCUAAUACUGCAUUUAUAAUGCAACCAUAAUUGAGAAAUGAAGAGUCAUUUAUUUUCCCACAGCUCCUGCAGAAACCGGUAGCAAAGUGCUGAAAUGCAGUGCAGUGCCUGAUUCCCCAGCGACUACAACCAGCUCUGGAACACAUAAGUUCCAAGACCAGGCACACAGAUUCUCUCAGCCCUGGUUUCAUCUUCCACGCUGUGCAUAUUGCCUGCAAGCAAAGCCCACACAGCUGGCACACGAGCAGCCCUUGUUCUAAAUGAUUCCUGCAUCUGUGAGCAGGCAGGGCACAGGGACACCAAACUGCAGAGAACGUUAUGAUCGAUGCGUGUACACAUCCUAAAACUUAGCAAGUAUCUUCUUCAAACAUGACCAAGUUACAGCAGUGCAAUCGCUAUCCCAACGUUCACUUCUGCGCCACUGGUCAGUGUCGCGAGUUCCUCUGGACACUUAGUCUUCCAAAAUCAUCUCAGACCACGGAUGUUCAUACAAGGAAAGCAAGAAGGUCAGGGCUUCAGGUGUGAAAGUUUCAUAGAGGAAGGUAAGAAUUUAAGAAUUCCAGGUAGGUCCUGAGUAGCAAGAAAGAUUCUGUGGAGCUCUGCCACAACAAAGCAGCUUUAGGAAGUCUUGUUUAGAAAAGCAUGCGACAGCUCCCAAAAGUUUUGGUACAAAAACUACCAUGUCAGACUGCGAUCUGUAAUACAAAGGCUGUGGGACUGCAAUAUUUCAACUGGCAUUCUCCAGGAAAAAGGUUGUAACAACCUCAAAGUUCCCUUGUGGAAACAAAGGAUGAAGGGAUCAGAGCACAGCGCUUUCUGUGGUGAAACCACCCAGCCUGGGCAGGCGGGUGCUGAAGCAUGGAACAAAACCUCAUUAGAGCAACAGAAACACUGCUGCUUAAUAGCUGUGACAGAAAAAGUGAAUAAUGGAGAUAACGCAGCUUCAGAUCCGCUGCGCCGAAGAGCACAUAGCGCACAUCAGCUUAGCUUAAGAACAAACAGACCGUGCUCAGCAUGCAACACAGACAAAUCAAGAGAUUGUUCAGAAAAGUUUUGAAAAUAAAUGCAGUCUUUUAUUAGCACUGUUAUUCUGUCAGCACGUGACGUUGGCAGGGGGUGAGAAACAGAGCAGUUAUGAAACUCAAGUCAGGAAUGGGAUAGGACCACCUUCAUCAGAACCUCAGAGAGAGCCCCAAGGAGGUGCUGCAUCAUUGCUGUUCCACUGGGCCUCUUUGGCAGAGGGCUGGGUUGUUUUUCUGCCAUCAGCAACGUGGGAGCAUCACACGUGCAGUCUCAGGGCACGCUGCCACACCACAUUGAUCCACACGUUCUCUGGCUUCCUGAAACACACAGCGCUUUGUGUAUUCAGUAAAAACUUUGAAGGCAUCAAUAGGGUUGCAUGGGAAUAAAAAGUGUAACAAACGCAAUCAAAAUGACCAUUUCCAUCCAAAUGCACAGUGCUCAGCCCUGUGGUCUGCUCAGAAAGCCCUGCAGAGGCCAGCCCUCACGAUUCCUGAGAUGGCAGGGAGUUGUUUUUAAGAUCUGCUUUUUUUCCUCAAUUACACAAAACACAAAGUUUCCUAAUAGAAACUCUGUGAAUAGUGUGAAAGAUCAGGAUGAGACAGCUGAUGGGAAAAACACAUCAGGAAGACACAGCUAAUCAGAAUAAAAGCUAUCAAUAGCGACAGAGUUAAUAUUUUCUUUAUGUAAAUUAGAACAGCACUAAUUGGAGCCAAAGGUGUCACUGAUGCAGACAGCAAACUGCACAUUUGGACACAUGGUCAAGUCACCGUAAAGCUGCUGCCUGUGUGUGAAUGCACAGCUCUGUUACUGGAUGCUAACAGCAGUGACUGGGGAACUGGCUGGAUGGCAGAGCUCUGCACAAUUCUGCUUUGCUUGGAAAUUGAAAAGUAGGUGAAAAAGCAGUGAAGCAAACAGUUGAGUGCAAAUACAACCAAUGUAAAACUUUCUGGACGCACAGAGGCCAACAGGUCCCACAGUACACGUCGCUAAUGCAAUUAGGCCAGCAACAAACAAUAGCGGAGUUAACGAACACCCAUGCAAAAAUGCCAUCGAUCUGUGCUGUCAUUGCUGCUAUUGCCAAUAUAUGAAAUAGUAAUUACUGGCAGAGCAUUGCGCACACAGUUCUUGUUCAAAACUGAUAUUCAGAGUCACCUGAAACAAAAAGUCAUCCAGACUGAGCGCUUCACUUGACACAAGUCCCACAGCCUAAUCCCGCCUUUGAGCAAUAAUAUGCUCCAACAAAAUGAGAUUUUUCACAUCUGUUUAAAAUCCUGCAGUCAAAUCAGCUGAAUUGGAUUAAGAUUAGUGUGAACAAAUGGCCAACAGAUUCUUCUCCAGAUGAGUCAGCAUUUAUUAGCUUAAAUCAUUGAACUGCACAUAUUUACUAAAUCAGAUACUUAGUAAAUCAGUCUCUGACAGAGUCAAAAUUUAUCACUGAAGAAGGUUAAGGAAGUUCCAAGGCAGUGCUUGCUGAACAGUAACAAAACCUGCUACAGAGAAACAUUCUGUAUGGAAUUCAGCUAUCAGUUUGGCUCUGCCCUCCUAUCUUUACAAUCUGUAUACUGUAGAGUUCUAAAUGUUAUUUGCACUUGGUUGGCUUUGUUUUAUUCUAGUAGCGUUAUAGAAAAGCAUAACUUGAACCAUUUGGCAGAUCAGAUCUCCUGAAAGCAUGCAGUAGCAACACUUGCCCUUCACUUCUCCAUAUUCAGAGGAAUUUUUCUUGUAAUGGAGAUGCAUCACCAUUUUGCUUGCCAUCAAUGAGAAGCUGUUAGAAGACUAGCAAAAAAUCUUGCCUGUGUAGCAGUACAAGGUAUGGUUACCUCAAGACUAGUUUUUGAAUGGCAAAUGGAAGAAUUUUUGCUUAUUUUCCUGUUGGAGAAGAGUAAGGUGCAACUAAGCAUCACGGAAAGCACAGAAUGCUUUUGCCAGCAGAAACCUGAUUUCACUCAGUCAAUAAGAACUGCAGGUUCAUUCAGGCAGUGACGGCUCACAUGGCCAGAACACUUCUCUCUCCAGCCUCUCCAAACUAUAAAAGCCAGUUAAGGUUUUAACUUUCUAGAUUAGGAAAUAACGCAAUUGAAAUAAACCAGGAGAAAAACUGGGGGAGAAUCAGAUGACUGAAGGGAAGCUCAUCUUGGUUAGUUGUAGAAUAAACAUGAUCUCAGCAUGAGAAGAGAUGAAACAAAGGAAGAAGCACCUACCUAACAUCCAACUUGAAAAACAGAAAAUAAUGUGACCAAGCAAGUUAUUUCCUUGACAAGUUUGUGCAACGUCAUUAAAUAAAGGAAGGUGUCUUCUCGCUUGCAUGUUCCAAGUCAUCUUUUGUUAUCUUCUGUGACUGCAGACCUUGUGAAGUUGGUUUGGUUUCCACACACUGACGGUAGAGAACUGGUUUGAACAACCUGUUCUUGCAUCACAUGAUGUAAUUGGCCCACAUCAGCUUUCGGGACUGAUUUAUUUUGUUUUUCCAUUGGCCUCUGUUCUUAAAUACACACAUUAUACACAAAGUGGCCAGCCGGUACCUUCUGAAGUAUCAGUAUGUUCUCAGGUUCAUUUAAGAGAGAGCAUUUCCUCAGUCGUAGUCUACAGAUGACUUCCCUAAGAGGUGAAGAGAGCCCUACCUCAGCCAGACAGGAGUGACACUAAGAAACUACACCACUGAAACUUCUCAGAAGUGCCUCUGAAACACUGCAAUAAGCAUCACUUGUUUGCUUCCUCCAGGAGUUAACACAGAGCUAUGGCUGCAGGGGUGAAGCCACCCUUAGGCCACCCAGAUGAAAUGCAACUUUACCUAAAGCGAUUCAAGUUCAGAUGAGCUUAUUUCCAGACUAGUCAAAGCUUUCCUAGACUAAAGACGCAUGAAUCAUCUGAGCAAGCCAUAUCCUCAGGGCUGUAGAUUCAGCAUUCGUUAGGUAAAUGUCAUUAGGUAAAUGUCAAAGUCUAACACUGGAAUAAACAACGUACCCUGCGCUAGAGUCCACAGAAGAAAGAGCUCCUGGAGAGUCCUAGAAGGAACAGCAAAUGCCCCGGCCCAGCUCCUGCUUGGUGGCUAGGCAGAACCAGCCUAGAAACAUCCAUGUCUGUGUUUUAUUGAAUCUGAGCUUAAACAAAGUUCAUAAAUGGUUUUAUAAAUACUCUGUUACUCUAAUCCUAAAAAUAUAUAUAUGUAUAUAUAUCAGAAGACACAAUCUUAUCAGCAAGAUUUAAACAUCAAAAUGUAUGCAUUAUCUUGAGCUGGAGGGAAACAUUUACUCAGAGCUGGUUACAGGAUGCGCUCAACUUACUUUAAAACAUGGCAAGUUAACAGUUUGCAUUGUGGCCGUUUGUUCAGCACAGUAUGAAAGCAAAGGACCACUACAGACUGCAAGAUAAGUUAGAACUCAAACAUGGAAAAGGACUAUUGAAAGUUAUCUACAUUUACAGUUCAAUCACACAUUUUUAUUUAACAUCAGUAUACAGAGGACAACCCCAGCAAGUUAUUUUGUAAUGUCAAGUAUUUAGUAAAGUUCUUCAGCUGUAACAGUGACAAUAGAACAGCUAAAAAUAAGCAGUAUGAAACAAACAUAAUUUUCUUAAAAUUAUAAAUAUACCAACAAUACUUCUUAAAGCUUAAUUAUUGCAACAGUUAAAUUAACAAUAGUUCAUGUUAGAAAGGCUCUAUGAAAUUUAUUCAAGUUGUCAAGAAAUUAGAUGGAAGUGUAAAAAGGAAAUACAUAUGAAUUUUACUUUUGAUUUUCACUAAAGGUAGUCAAUACAAUUUUGUACAGUAUCACCUAACAUGGCAAUCUUUAACAAAGUCCAGUAUACAGAAUUCAUAAAAUGCAGAAAAAAUAUUGUUUAAUUUUUACAUGUAAAUCGACAGUGAAUUAACUGACACAAAUUUUAUUACUGUAACAUAAGCAGGCCAGCAUUUUAAAUAUUAAUUUAGAAGCUUUAUAUUGUUAAAGGGGCAGACAUAUACAGUCAUCGCAAGUACAUAACCAAAUUGUAAGAGGUGAUAAUUCGGAACACGGGUCUUCUAAAAAGCGUUUAGUAAAAGUCAUGUUAUUUCCUAAUCCAGACAUCCUCAUCAUAAAGCCUUUGAGGGCCGUGGUCUUUCCUGGCUUGGCGGAGCCGCACCUCCUCUCACACGCACACACACACCUUGCUAUAAAUAUCACGCCAGUGUACUAGGUUUAAGUUCACCCUGAUAAUGCGGGUAUGCUCUGUGCAACUUUGCCAUUAUGCACGUUACAGAAAGCCUCAAAUUUCAGCACGGUGACCUGAAGUCGUAGCUGUGUUUCAGUUCUACUAGAGUCAUCCCUGAAGUUUAUACAGAUACCGUAUCACGUUGAAAGAAAUCUAUUUGAUAGUACUUAAAUACCAGCAAUUGAACUUCAAUUGUAACGAUGAAAUGCUCCUUUCCACUGAGGAAGAAUUAGUAUGUAUAGCUGCUCAUCUCACUCAAAAUAUAGUGCAUGAAUGUUUAAGUACUCUUACUAAAACAGAAGUCAUACUAAGACAUGAUACUGUACUACAAUUGUAGUUAACUGGAAAGUUCAAGGAUGUCAUAAUUUAAGUCUAAGUUUUCCUGUACAAUAAGUCAAAUAAAUACAUUCCAUGUGCAUUUGUUUUACAAGAUGGUAACGUGUUUGUCUUGCUAGGUUAUACACUGCCAUUUCACCUGCUCGUGGCUCUGCCCAAUCCUACCUUGAGCUUUCUGACAAAGGAAGCAACUCAGCAGCAGUUUCAUGUCAAUAAACUGAGCCGCACACGGCAGCGAGCAGAAGUCACAGAGGGCUCCUCUGGCCGUUCAGCUCAGAGAAAGCUUGUUGUGCAUCUCUAGGCCCCACUUCACUCUUUGUUUAGGGGUUUGUUUUUAGUGUUUUCCUGCUUUGGUUUUUUCUUCUCGUUGUUGUUGCUUUGCUUUUUAAUUGCUUCUGCAGUUCCUGUAAUUCAGUCUGAAGGAGCUAUAAAGGUCAGACACGAAGCCUACCUCAGUUCCUCUCAGAUUUUUUUUCCCCCUGUCUUAAGACAAAUACAACAGCUCUAUAAUGCCAUUUACAUUUUCUGCAGGGCUGGGAAAUAAACGGGGAAAAGGAGACAGUUAAUUGUCACCAUGUAGUUGAGGAAGUCCAUACUCUUGUUAAGGCAACCUAUUUUUCUUACUACCCUGAACCUUCUCUCCGAAACAGGCUAAGAAAAAAUGAGAGUAAAAAAUUUUAAUGAACCCUGAGUCUCAAUCAACUUGUUUCUUAUUAAAAUUUUUCCAUUUACUUGACCUUAUUCUGAUCGGGAGCUAGCAUAAUAGUUCUGGGAGUGAGAUACAAGCAUGGGACAGCCAGUGAGGAAGCUCAAGGUAUGAUUACGCUAUACACGUGACAUAGCAAUUUGGAGAGCUUGUUGACAAACGGCGAGGACGCUGUAUGCACUGUACAGCCUAUCCUAAGGAGCACAGCUGAAAAGAACUUUCUGGAUUUGUUUUUUUCCACUGACGGCAGCACCAGAGCAACCACAGAACUCAGACCUUGCCGUGCACUGCCCAAUUAUCCAGCGUGUCUUUUGAUGGCUACUAAAAAUGAGGGAAAGGUAGCACUGGCUCAAGGCAAAUUAUAUUAAACGCUGCAAGUCUGCUUCAGCAGUCCAUCCAAUUCUUUCUUUAGGCUGGCAGUGCCAGGAAUUUACAGAAGGCCUUUUGAGGCAAUGAUGGAAGAAGCAGCAAGAUUCAGAGGCUUUCACUCUAGAGUUGGCAGACAAAAAAAAAAGUGACGGAGUUUUAAGAUCACUUGGGGACCCAUAUUUCAAAAGGAAGACUAGAAAUAGCAGCUUUAACCCCGAGUCAAGGAACAGCCUAGGAUAAAACAGGUGGCGAAACAAAUGAAUGGUAUAUAACCCAGUAAGAAAGACAUUACCAUGAGUGUUUUGUACUUUGACAACUCUCAUUAAAUAAAAUUAAGUGCUUUUCUAUAAACAAAAAGAAUGCUCAUAACGUCCUUCUGGCACAAAUAGUUUCCUAUCAAACCCCUGUAAACAUGCCAUCAAAAUUCAGUUUUGACCAUCAGAGUGAGCUCACUAGAAAUGCAAGUGAUAUCAGAAAAACAAGUUCAUUUGAAAAUUUCUAAGUAAAUACUUCCUAAACAAUAUGGCAUUUACAUCAGUGUGCAAUAUUAAUUUUGAAAGUGAUAACUUCAGCAUGAAAAUUACUUACCUGUAAUUAAAGUUUUCCAUAUUGGCCAAUACAUAAAUCCUGAUUUUUGGUACUGCAUACUUUAUCUCUGAAAUAUUUGAAAUGUCACAUUCCAAAUCAAAGUUAAUGCACAAGAAGGAAUGUGUUGAAGUUAUAAUCAGCCUAACAAAACCCACUUCAGCCACUGAAAUUUAACACCGUAGCAUUUAGUGCUGCAGAGAGGAAUUUUAGAACAAAAAGAAAAAAACAGCUCAAUAGAAAUCGGAGGCACUGCUGUACAUAUAUUAUGCUAAUUCUUAAGACUUACUAAUUGCACUGAGUCACACGAAGGAUAAAUUUAGUGUUUUCAUUUCAUUCAGUGCUAGAACUAAGUAGCUCAGGUUAAGUUGCUUUUGUUUUGUUUUAUUUUGUUUUUAAAUUAAUGCUGGAACUGUAGUUCUUAGGCAAAAAACAUUGUUAGCUACUACAUUCCACUUUUCUCUUCAGAGAAGGGCUUGCAAUUCUUAGUUAUAACCCUGAAAAAUGCACUGCAAUGUAGAGUGGGCACAGCUGUCUUUGAGUACAGAAAUAGUGACAGAUUCUAGAACACCUCAAAGAAACCUACAUCAUAUGAAAUGUUUUAAGAAAAAAAUCUCAAGCCUUACCUAAAAUUUUACAGCAAUGGACGAGUGGUGUUUAAUGCUAAAUGUCUGCAGUACCUCCACGCCAAGAGUGAGACUCACAAACAAAGCAGUUAAAAUAUUACAGCCAUCAGAUGGCCGUUUAUGCUGCCCAACGUAGUGGCACUAUUUGGGCACUGGCAGAUUUCUUCCCUUCAGGCGAUGACCUACAUUUCACAAAACCCCAGAACUUUCAUGGAAGCAAUGGCCCUUUUUGGUGGAUCAGCUCUGGCAAUGUUUUCCUAGCUGUACUCCUCUAAAAUACUGCUGACAAACAAAGCCAGCGUAGCACAAGGUGCUUUUUAAUAAAAUAAACACCACUUUUAGCUUCAUUCCAAGUUUAGCUUGCUGUUGAACACUGAACAGAAGAAAAUUAAGAUUUUAACUGCAUUUAAGUGCAUUAACGGUGAAAGUUAAAACUAAUAAUAUAUUUUAAUUAGGUUCAACUGAUGGUUCAGGUGCUAUCAAAAAGCACAAGCUUGCGAUAACCAAAUUCAGCUAACAGAAGUGACAGUAACAUAAAAGUGAAGCUACGUAGAGCAAGCUCGCUCUUGUAUUUUCCCUAAUUUGACGAAGAAUACACAAGUCAAGACCAGCUAAAAUUAGAUUUCCUUGACAGUGCUGAUUCACAGUUUCAAAAGCAUAAACUACAGUCAGUAAUGGGCUCACAAAUCUGCUCGUAGAAUGGCCAACACUUUAAUAAGAAGUGGCUUUACAUUAAUGGCAGACCACCACAGAAACGUAUGGAGGAGUAAAACUUUGGUUUUAAUUUUUCAGAGGCUCACAUUUCUUGUUAGACUUGAAAGCAGCAGCUUUUAUAAGCUACUGCUAUUGGGAGUGCAGUUAUUUUGUAGAAAACACUUGAGAUGUAAUUAUUUUAGUGACUGACAUGUUUGACGUCAAUUUUUACAUAAAUAGCUUUCGCCAUACUGUGGUUACGCUUAAGUAUAAGAACACUGAUCAAUAGUUUAGAUGCACAGUAUUUAUUUCUUCUGCUGGAAGGCAACUAUACUUAAUAAUUGUAUCCAAGACACUUCAAAUCAUUCAGAAAUAUGGCAUGCAGUAUCCAAAAGUAUGGCUCUGAGGAUUUUUUUUUUUUU